AUGCCGCCAGCUGAGCAGAGCACGUCGUCAGCACAAGAGACCCUUCAAUUAUCUGUAAGACAAGGUCCGUGGACAGCUUCGAGCUGGGGCCUGUGCCAUGCUGAGCUUGACAGCAUGCCAAAUGAGAUCUUGACACACAUUUUCAGCUAUCUGGACGUUUGUGAUUUACUCGCGACUUCUCGGGUAUGUAGAGAGCUUUUGUAUGCCAGUCAUCAUCUACGCACACUGUCGCUUCAGCCGAUACUGCACGCAUUGCGACUCCAGCAAGUACGGACGACGCUCCCGCCGCUCCUGACGUCUCCCUCGCGACCAACUCUCGCUGAGCUGAUUGCACGGCACAUCGUGCUCACCAACACCAUAGAGGCAUCCAGGCGCCUGGGCCGAAACUUGGUCGCCAUCCGCCUAUCACGACGCCUGCCCCACCGUCCUUCUGUAGAGUCGCUGGUGCAGCGCGGUGUCCUGCCACCAGAAUGUGUCGGCGGGUCUGUCAUUGCGCCGGGCCUCGUCGCACGCAAAAGAGCUGUGGAGAAGGAGAAGCUCAAGGACGGUCUCCGGAAAUGGGUUGGCGGAGUCUGGCGCGGCGAGGUACGCGAGAGAGGGGAAGGCGUCCGGCGGUGCGAUGAGAGAAUGGGCACCGGCCGGGUGUGGAGACUGCGUAGGUUUUGGGAACGUGUCGCUGGUGGUGAAAGCGUUGCAUGA
Microdochium trichocladiopsis is the source of this 699-nucleotide messenger RNA. RefSeq lists its product as uncharacterized. The coding region runs from base 1 to 699 and encodes 232 amino acids. Lineage: Eukaryota; Fungi; Ascomycota; Sordariomycetes; Xylariales; Microdochiaceae. The transcript is spliced from 2 exons. Gene Ontology annotation, molecular function: protein binding. The record is from RefSeq and is a predicted model, not a curated record.